This is a messenger RNA of Carassius carassius (crucian carp), 2373 nucleotides long. RefSeq lists its product as uncharacterized. Bases 752 to 2305 code for a protein of 517 amino acids. Gene Ontology annotation, cellular component: cytoplasm. Lineage: Eukaryota; Metazoa; Chordata; Actinopteri; Cypriniformes; Cyprinidae. The transcript has 9 exons. The record is from RefSeq and is a predicted model, not a curated record.
UGUGCUCCAGAACCCAUCUGCAUUGCACUGUGAUGAUCAAGACAACAGCAGCACAUGUGCCAAACUGAAGUUGACAGAGCACACUGGAUAUUCAAAGUGUUUGGAGCGCAUGUCAGUUGCAUUGUUUAAAGUGCACUUCAACUGUGUUCAGAGGGAACGGAACCGAGAUGGAAAGCCUGCAUUUGAUCAUCAGUUCUUUUCCAAAAUGUCACCCCACCCAUCUCACUUCAGCUUCUUAACAUACCAGGGAAAAAGCCACAGAGAAGAACUAUAGCCUUCAUUGCAAAACAAAAAACCCCCCUUUUUCCUUCAGUGGAGCAACACUCACUCAGCUGUGUCAAAUUACACAUAGCCAGUAAAACUAUGCUUAACAAUUAGUUUCAGACUGAGUUUGGUUGUUAUCUUUGCAUCAUCACUGCAUUUUGCAGUAUUUUAGCUUAAAAAGUACAUAGACUAUAUCUUCCAUCCCCUUAUGUUAGCUACUUUAUUUUGUAAAAUCAGCUGAGUCAAAUGUGUGACUGCGCCUGAGGUUUAAGUGACUGAGUUCUGAAAUUUGAGCGUGAGCUUGCUUUCAUUCCCAUCUGUACAAGAUCAAAGAAAGAACUUGAAGAGCAAUUCCAAAACCUGAAAACUUCCUGCUGGAUCUGGGAUCAGAUCUCCAGCCAUGAAACGCCCAAAACAAUGAUCACAUCCUUGAUUAAGAUCAAAGUUCUGGGGCUACAGAUUUAGAGCAACAUAAAAGAGGAAAACAAUGAGGGAUGAUGCUGAAUCUCAGCAGAGAGAAGAGCGAUUGAGCGCGCUUUCUUUCCAUUACCCAAGACCAAAGCCCCGUCCAUCUGUAGCUCCAGAGAACCAUCCAACAACCAAGAAACCUCCUGUAAAACCCCGGCGGAGCAUCAAGUGUCGUCCCACAGCACAACAGGGCCAGCAGAAGGAAAAUGAGACGACAGUGAAGAGGAUGGAUCCUGCUCUGGUUUUGGGUCCCGUGAGGCCCCUGGAGGCUCUGACUCCAUCUCUGCGCGCUCACACUCUGCUGUGGUUUGAAAGAAUGCAGCUGCCGCGACUGCACAGGCCCGGACAGCCUCUUCCCCGCUGGCUCCAUGGUUUCGCUACACGCAGGGAAGCGGAACAGCUGUUGCAGGAUAAGCCACAAGGCUGUUUCCUGUUGAGGCUGAGCGAGUCAAAGAUUGGCUUUGUGCUGUCUUACAGAGGAGAAGACCGGUGUCGUCAUUUCAUAAUUGAAGAGGAGGAGUAUGGAUCAUCUGGUAGUGUAUAUCUAAUUGCUGGAGAACACAGCCGGCAUAGAAGCUUGGACGACCUAAUCAGCUACUACACCCAUAAUCCUGUGGGGCCUUUUAAUGAGAUGUUGACUGUACCUUGUAUUCAGCCAGAUGGGGGUUUUGCGGAAAUUAAUGGGUGGCGGGUAAAGGAUGAGGAAGAAGAGAGAAAUGGAAAAGCAAUAGAUCGAGAGGAACAGACAAAACUGCCCAUGGCCAUCGGUCCAGCUGUUGUGGAUUCAUUACCCACAAACCCCUCCAAACAGACCGCUUCUGCUACAGAAGAGCCUGUUCAGUAUGCAGCCGUGAGAAAGCCACUAAAACAGACGCACUCGAUGCCAGAAUGCAGGUGUGGAAGUGAAACAGCGCCUACUGGGCUAGAAAAUGGAAGUCCUGAGGUUGCUGAAAACCCCUCAAAUCUUAAUCUAACAGGGGAUCAUCUUUCUCCUGUGGAUGUCCAGUAUGCUCGAGUUAACAAACCGCCAAGAGCACUAUCGGAAAAUACCCCCAACGUCAGUGCCCAACCUGACCUCCAGGGAGCAACAGCAGCCUUUACCCCUCCAUCCAUCCCAAACUUUGACACAACAGCAGCAGACCCGAAAUACUGGAAACUGGAGCCCAUGCACACUUAUGAAGAACCCCCCCACACACGCAGUCGUCCAGAAGAGAUUGACUGCUAUGCUGUGGGGUGGAGGAGGCAGGCGGCAGGGGAUGGAGUGAACCUUCCAAGGAAUCAUCUAUAUUCAGAGGUGAACAUCAGGGGUGCCCAAGAUGGCUUUGCUGUACCAAGACCCGAGCCUAGUCUUCCUCUAAGACCACCCCCAAGAUCUGCUCAUGGUCCUAUGCAACCAGAGCUCAGAGGGCAGAGUUUUGGCGUGUCCCCACUGAUGACUCCACCUCAACACUCUGGUUUUCAUCAUUCAGAGCAGCCAAAUCUGAAUGCUUCCUCCAGCUCCAUUUAUGAGCAGAUUCCAGAAAGACCGACCAGCUCUAGAGCUUGUCUGCCCCCACCAAUUCACAAACGCUGACCUCAGGAUUAUGUAGACCUUUGACCUCACCAAAAGAUUGUUUCAUUUGUAAAUACUCUUUAUAACGA